GCUAUGACUCACAGCAGUUACUCCUGAUAAUCAUGGGAACUGAAUACCUCUCACUGUUGGCUGUCUUAGCAUUUAUCAGUACAGCAGAUUUACAUCCAGUUAUUCGUGCAGGCAAUGGGCUUCGUGAGUGCCGCAAAAACCUUAGUGCACCAGCACUUGAGGUUCUCCCUGGUGGAGGCUGGGACAACCUGCGCAACCUGGAUAUGGGUCGGGUGAUGAACCUAAGCUACUCACAAUGUCAGACCACAGAGGAUGGCAUCUACCUUAUUCCAGAUGAGACAUUUGUCAUUCCACAGAAGGUGAGCGCAGUUGAGAUGAACUCUGAGAUCAUUACCUCUUGGCUUGAACAGAAAAGCUCCACUUCGUGGUCAAUCAAUUCUGAUGCUUCAUUUGAGACAGUGGUCAAUGGCAAGUUCUCUGUUGAGCACAAACGCAUUAAAACCCACCAAGUGAAGGAUAAUUCAGUAACAGCUCGGGUACAGGUGCGUAACCAUGUGUACACAGUAAAGGCAUAUCCUGAUUUCACUCUGGAUGCACGUUUUGCCCGGCAGGCAGAGGAAAUUGCAGAUGCCAUUGAGAACAAUCAGACUCGCCAGGCAGCUUAUCUGUCUGAAAAGAUGGUGCUUGAUUAUGGUACACAUGUCAUCACAAGUGUGGAUGCUGGUGCCACUUUGGUAGAGGAGGACUAUUUAAAAUCGUCUUAUGUUUCUGAUGCCCAGUCCUCUCAGACCUCUGUCACAGCCUCAGCUGGUGUCAACUUUUUUAACAAAGUAAAAUUUGAUAUUAGCAGUAAGGAGUCACAAGAAACAUCUGAAACAAAGGCCUACCAGGGUAAUAUUACAUACUCCAUAACAUUGAGUCAUGGUGGGGCAUUGUUUUAUCCUGGAAUCACUCUACAAAAAUGGCAGGAGAGCACUUUAAACAAUUUAAUUUCUAUUGACCGUAGUGGAUUGCCACUACAUUUUUUUCUCAACCCAUCAACAUUUCCAGAUCUCCCACUUCCAACAGUAAAUAAACUCGCUCAGUCUGUGCGCAAGGCCAUAGACCGUUACUACAAAAUUAAUACCUACCCUGGGUGUGUUAAACCAGACUCCAAAAAUUUUAACUUCCAAGCAAAUGUGGAUGAUGCAUCCUGUGAAGGUCCAAGCACAAAUCUUAGUUUUGGUGGUGUUUACCAGCAGUGUAAUCCACUGACUUUAGAUGGAAAUACAAUCUGCAAGGAACUUGAUGUGAAAAACCCAGACACUGGAUCAUAUACCUGUAAACAGCCAUACACUGCUACACUACUGCAUUCUGAAAUACAGGAAAGACCAUAUAAUAAUUAUGAGUGCCACCAGCAAUGUCAUUCAUGCUGGGUGUUUUUUAGAUGUUGUAAAGAUGUAUGUGGAAAUGUGUAUCGUGUUCACAGGGCAAAGGUUGACACUUAUUGGUGUUCCACUAAUGAAAAAACCCCAGAAUUCUCUGGAUAUCUCUUUGGUGGUCUAUUUGGCCCUUUUGUACAAAAUCCGUUAACGAAAUCUAGAUCCUGUCCUCCAAAUUUCUUUGCCCUAAGCUUUUUAUCCAGUGGCAUUAUGAUCUGUCUAAGCACUGACUAUGAGGCAGCUACAAGAUUCUCUGUGCCCUUUGGAGGUUUCUUCAGCUGCCAGGCUACCAAUUUGCUUGCAGGGAAUCAAGCACGUUGUCCACCACAGUUUAGCCAACAUCUUGUUGCUAUAAGCGAUGGAUGUCAGGUGCUGUACUGCGUUAAGUCAGGCAUUUUCAUUGGAGGUGAGUUACCUACUGUAAAACUUCCACCGUUCACAAGACCUCCAGUUAUCAGUAUGAUAGCUACAAACACUGUAGCUGUGAUGACAGAAGGAGACCAGGCCUGGGUGAGAAUCAAAGACACAAAAAUGUGGAAGAUUGCCAAGCCUGAGGACAUUGCAAAAAUGUCCCAAUUGUUUGGGGAUGAUUUCUCUCAGUCACAAGGAAAAACAGUCGGCAUUGCAUUUGGUGCUCUAGCCUUGAUUGCUCUUGUGGUGGUGGUAGCAGUGUUAGUGGUGAAAAAGAGGAAGAACAUUCUGUCUCUUAGAAGAGGAUAUGAGGAGCUUGAAAGUGAAGCACUAUGUCAGACUACUGUAGAAAGCCAGACAGAGCAACAGUGUGAGAGGCUGAAUGAUGAUCCUACUCUUGUGGCCUAAUGCUUCUGUUUAUCUGUGGAAUAAAUAUUCAUAAAAUGAUUUACAGCAUUAAUGCACUAGUAUCUAAUAACUGAAACCUUCAAUUGCCUUUAGUCAUUGAUAUUCUAUACUAUGCAGAAUAUUUUUUGUUGUUGUACCUUUAUCUCUAAUUGCUUAAAAAAAAUCAGAUCUUACAAUCUUAUUUUUUUUUACAUUAUUUUUUUAUUUAAAUCAGAUUUACAGUGGCUGUGUAAAUUAACCAUUAAAAAAUCAUAAUGCACUUUAAAAUAAAUAAAUAAAUAAAUAAAUAAAUUGA
Clarias gariepinus (North African catfish) is the source of this 2475-nucleotide messenger RNA. It is a transcript of the gene mpeg1.1, whose product is annotated as macrophage expressed 1, tandem duplicate 1. The transcript is spliced from 2 exons. NCBI's taxonomy places the organism in Eukaryota, Metazoa, Chordata, Actinopteri, Siluriformes, Clariidae. The coding region runs from base 33 to 2180 and encodes 715 amino acids. The record is from RefSeq and is a predicted model, not a curated record. Gene Ontology annotation, biological process: defense response to bacterium.